Aphanomyces astaci is the source of this 1152-nucleotide messenger RNA. RefSeq lists its product as hypothetical. Gene Ontology annotation, molecular function: nucleic acid binding. The transcript has a single exon. NCBI's taxonomy places the organism in Eukaryota, Oomycota, Saprolegniomycetes, Saprolegniales, Verrucalvaceae. The record is from RefSeq and is a predicted model, not a curated record. Bases 1 to 1152 code for a protein of 383 amino acids.
AUGUCGACUUCGGACCACCCCGAUUCCGACGGCCAAACGGAACACACCAACCGCGUCCUCGAAGAUAUCCUUCGGAGCUACUCCAUCUCUACCGGUUCCUCGUGGGCUGUCACCGUACAGCAUGCGGUUUUCGCUUACAACGCCUCGGUUCAGGCAUCCACUGGCUUUUCACCCUAUUAUGCGGUCCAUCUCCAACACCCCCGCCUCCCUCUGAUGCUCUACGGUUCGGUCUCAAGUGGGGGUGGAAUCACUGCGCGGCUCUCUUCUGCAGGCGUACUCCCCAACGCCCCCAGCGGCACUCUCCAAACCAUCCCGAGCUUCCUCUUUGGCCGAGUCUCUGUCAUGCAAAAGAUCCAUGACAGCAUCGCUUCCGCCCAGCAACUCCAAUCAACUCAAGCCGACAAACAUGGCCGAUCUAACCUCGCGUCUUUCACCGCUGGCGAACAAGUUCUCCUCCACAAGUCGGUGGUACCCGCCCAUGUAUUCCGCACUAGUGCGGUUGGAAUGUACUCCAACGUCACGCUACGCAGUGCUUGGCACGACCCCUUUACCGUUCUCGGCGCGGUUAGUCCAACCAACUACAGACUCGAUCUGUCCAACUCAUGGCAGAUCCAUCCAACAUUUUAUGUGGGUAAACUCAAACGGCAUUUACCCCCAUUAUCUACAUCUACGCCCGAUGAAGCGACGGGAAACGAUCCUCUGGAUCUCGCGGCGGCUCUUCUCCCUCUUCCGCCGCAAUUGACUUCUCCUCCUCCCCAGGCGCCCCAGGCGUCGCCACCCCCGCCCCCGCCCGAUAAUCCGCGGCUGCUUGCUGCUCCGCCGCUGUCAAUUGACCAUUCUGUUGUGGCCUCGCCGGUGGAUUGUACCCCGCAAACGGAUUCACCGGCCGUGCCGCAGACAAUCGCGCUGCAACCUGCGCAGCCGUUGCCCGCACCUGCGCAUCUUCGCGCGCCCACACGAUCGACCAGGCGCUCGCCGGGAGCACCAAAAUCCCGCUGGACAUCAAUCGCGCCCAUUGCACUUUCACCGCGAUCACCAUCGCCGCUUGCUCUCGAGGAGGUGACCGUCGCGACACCACCGAUCGCCCACGAUGGGCAACGAUGGGACCGCAAUUCGCUGUGCGAGUCGAGCCAACUACAACUUAGCAUUUAG